CUGGUGGUUUUUGUUGUUCCAGUUUCAUUGAACCACCUGAGGGACACUCAGGGGAUGGCGACCACCUGAUGGAUGGUAACCAGCAACAACUCUGUAACCAUGACAACCACCUGUUUGAGGAGAGAGAGCUGAACCUUAUGAGAUGUGACUUCUUGAUGAACUUCCUGUCUGUCUGACGGUCAGUCCACCAUGUCCCUCUCCCUCCUUCCCCUUCUUGUCCUCCUACCGGCGCUGGGCAAGAGUCAGACCGGAGAUCUGUUUGACGUGUGUCGGUCUCUGCGCGGCUCGGAGGCGGGGCCGGGCUGGGAGUUCUAUGCCUGUCAGCCGCCACCCGCCAACAUGAAGGAGGUCAUGCAGAUCAGAGUCGACCCCCCCGGGAUCACCUGUGGAAACCCACCUGAGAGAUUCUGUACACUGGAGAACCCGUACCUGUGCAGUGAUGAAUGUGACGCGUCUAGCCCCGACCUGUCUCACCCUCCCCAGCUGAUGGGGGACAGGGAGAGGGGGGGCCUCAUCACCUAUUGGCAGACGGUCACAUGGUCCAGAUAUCCUGAGCCGCUAUUGGCCAACAUCACUCUGUCCUGGAACAAGAGUCUGGAGGUGGUCGAUGACAUCAUCAUCACCUUCGAGUACGGCCGGCCAACCAGCAUGGUGCUGGAGAAGUCCAUGGACAAAGGUGUGACGUGGCAGCCGUAUCAGUUCUACGCUGACGACUGUCUGGAGGUCUUCGGCAUGUCACCUAAACGAGUCUCGGAUUUAGCGCCGACUAAUUUAACACGGGUGAUCUGCACCGAGCAGUACUCCCGCUGGGUCGGAGCCAAGGAGGAGAAGACUGUGGUGUUCGAGGUGCGCGCUCGGUUCGGAGUGUUCGCGGGUCCGAAGCUGAUCAACAUGGACGCUCUGUACACACGGAUGGAGACCAUGAAGGGUCUGAGAGAUUUCUUCACCUUCACCAACCUCCGUCUGAGACUGCUCCGCCCCGCGCUGGGCGGGACCUACGUCCAGAGAGACAACCUGCUCAAGUACUUCUAUGCCAUCUCCAACAUCGACGUACCUGCCAGGUGUAAGUGUAAUCUGCAUGCGUCUCAAUGUGUGUUACGAGAUGCGACCCUGCAGUGUGAAUGUGACCACAACACAACGGGACAGGACUGUCAGCGCUGCAGACGAGGGUUCAAGUCCCGCAGCUGGAGACCUGGAUCAUACCUGCCCCUGCCCAAAGGCACUGCCAAUACCUGUGAAGUAGCUGAACCAUCAGCCAGUAAGUACUGA
This is a messenger RNA of Seriola aureovittata, 1269 nucleotides long. It is a transcript of the gene ntng2a, whose product is annotated as netrin g2a. The record is from RefSeq and is a predicted model, not a curated record. Lineage: Eukaryota; Metazoa; Chordata; Actinopteri; Carangiformes; Carangidae. Bases 190 to 1269 code for a protein of 359 amino acids. The transcript is spliced from 6 exons.